This is a messenger RNA of Solea solea (common sole), 3667 nucleotides long. RefSeq names its product eosinophil peroxidase-like. Gene Ontology annotation, biological process: response to oxidative stress. The record is from RefSeq and is a predicted model, not a curated record. Gene Ontology annotation, molecular function: heme binding; peroxidase activity; protein binding. Lineage: Eukaryota; Metazoa; Chordata; Actinopteri; Pleuronectiformes; Soleidae. The transcript has 15 exons. The coding region runs from base 85 to 2712 and encodes 875 amino acids.
UCCACAGCUGUUGCUGCUGCUGCUGCUGCUGCUGCAUGAGACAAAAAAACACCAGAGGACAAGCGAGAGCCACCAUCUGCACAGAUGAAUCGUCUCCUGUGUCUGCUGGCUGCGGGUCUUUACCUGUGCUUGCAAGGCCACGUGAAUGCUGAGAGCCGCUUGAGCCUCAGUUUUAUCCAGGACGCUGUGAGGACAGCAAGGGCCACCGUGGACGAGGCCUAUGAAUACUCCAGAAAAGAGAGCGUUGACCGCGUGAAGAGGAAUGCAGCCACACCCUCGGACGUGCUGCGGCUGUUGAAGCAGCCCGCUGGUCUGACCCGCAGUGCCGUCCGUGCCGCAGACUACAUGGACGUCGCUCUGUCAUUCAUCCACGGAUCUUUGGCACGGCGGUCGAAACGCUCCAUCAACGCCACAGAUCUGAUCACAGAAGAAGACCUGGAGGUCAUCGCCGGUCUGACCGGUUGCUCGCCGCGACACCGUGUCCCUUCCUGCAUGACCACUCCCGAUUUAGACAAGUAUCGCACAGCCAGCAGCGUCUGCAACAACAGAAAAGACACUCGGAGGGGAGCUGCCAACACACCGUUCACCCGUUGGCUCCCUGCUGAGUAUCAAGAUAAAAUCACCCAGCCCAAAGGUUGGAGCCAGAGACGUAGAAUCAACGGGAACAGACUUCCAUUGGUGAGGGAGGUGUCGAACCAGAUCCUGCGCGCCGCCAACAAUGAUGUGGAGAGCGACCCGCUCUACACUCACCUGGUGACCAUCUUCGGCCAGUGGACUGACCACGACUUGACCUUCACUCCUCACUCUCCCGUCAUCCGUUCGUUCAGCAACGGUAUUGACUGUGAGAAGACGUGCGAACGCUCAGAGCCCUGCUUCCCCAUCGAGAUUCCCAGGUCAGACAGCAAGUCAGAAAAAUGCAUGCCCUUCUUCCGCUCGGCAGCAGGUUGUGGUUCCGCCAACACAGGACACCUCUUUGGCAGGAGGACUGUCCGUCAGCAGAUGAACUCUCUCACCGCUUUCAUCGACAUGGGCCAAGUGUACGGGUCGGACGAGACCAAAGCUCGCUUCCUCCGUAACCUCACCGCGGACGACGGCCUCCUAAAGGUCAACACAGAGCACAGUGACAACGGCCGCGAGCUCUUGCCCUUCGCCAACAUGAGCGCCAACAUGUGUGCCACGCGAGCACACAUGACUGGCAACAGCAGCGUCGAGGAGGUGCCUUGCUUUCUGGCUGGCGAUGAACGCUCCAACGAAAACAUCGCUCUGACCACUCUACACACACUGAUGCUGCGUGAACACAACCGUCUGGCAAAUGCCCUGUCCACUCUCAACCCUCAUUGGAAUGGAGAGACCAUCUACCAGGAGGCCCGAAAGAUCAUGGGCGCAUUCUUCCAGGUUAUUACCUUCAGAGACUACCUGUUCCACAUCGUUGGUCCAGACUUCAUUGCAAGGCAGCUGUCCACCUAUCCUGGUUAUGAUGAGAACGUGGACCCCAGCAUCGCCAAUGUGUUUGCCACCGCUGCGUAUCGCUUUGCUCACCUGAUGGUUCAACCCUUCAUGUUCCGUCUCGACGAGAAUUACGAGGAGCACAGAGAUUUCCCAAGUCCGCUGCUGCACAGGGCCUUUUUUGCGCCAUGGAGGAUCGUCUUUGAAGGUGGUCUGGAUCCAAUCCUGAGGGGGCUGGUGGGUCGCAAGGCCAAACUGAACACACAGGAGCACAUGAUGGCUGAUGAGCUGCGGGACAGACUGUUUAAAUUCUCCUCUGAGUUGGCUUUGGAUUUGGGGGCUCUCAACAUGCAGAGAGGCAGAGACCAUGGACUUGCUGGCUACAACAAGUGGCGGGGGUUCUGUGGACUCUCGAAGCCAAAGAAUCGCGCUGAGCUGGCCGAGGUUAUGAACAACACCGUUCUGGCCGAUAAACUUAUGGAUCUCUAUGGCACGGUUGAAAACAUUGACGUAUGGCUGGGAGGAGUGGCUGAGCCGUUUGUCAAUGGAGGAAGAGUGGGACCCCUGUUUGCCUGCCUGAUUGCCACUCAGUUCCAGAGGAUUCGUCAGGGAGACCGUAUGUGGUGGGAGAACGAUGGAGUAUUCACCGAUGCUCAGAGGAGAUCCCUGAGGGACACGUCCUUUGCCCGUAUCAUCUGCGACAACACUGGCAUCACUGAUGUGCCUAUGAGACCAUUCCAGUACCGGCCUCGUGGGACCGGUUACAACCAGUGCAAGGACAUCCCUGCCUUUGACCUCAGUCCAUGGAAGGAAAACAGAUCCUCAUCAGGAUCAGGAGAAUCAGAAACCAAAAUACCACCUGUUGUAGCAGCUCCAAUGCACAAAGAGGUCAAAGUUGCUUUCUCCGUACGACUCGGCAACAACUUUCCCGAAGCCGGUAAACCCAUCCCGUUCCGUGAGGAGAUCUACAAUGGACAGAAUAGCUAUAACAUAGAGACCGGCAUUUUUACCUGCCAGGAACCAGGUGUUUAUGAGUUUCAGUUCCACUGCAUGAUCUACCAGAACGCUGGCAACGUGGAUCUCAUGCACAACGGCAAACUGGUCCUGCACUCGUUCACCACGCGGCAGUCUGGCUACAUCACAGCCAGCGGCAAUGUGUACAUUAAGCUAAAGCAGGGAGACGAGGUCUACCUGCUCGCCAACUAUGGUGGCAACGGCCUGACCAGCGACAGCUUCUUCUCAGGACAUCUGUUGUUCACUGAGUAAGAGGCCCCUGAGACAACCGCAUCACCGUGACACCCUCAAAGCAGGGGAGGUUGAAGUUCAGUCGACCUUCAACCCAUAUUUUAUGUGUGCUAACGGGAACUGCACUGGCACUGAAGCAGUUUCUGACAAAAUAAAGUAGACAUACUUUUCAUUGAACCUUGCCGACAGAAAACUAUGGAAGAGUAUUAGGGCCACAUGUAUAUAGGAAUUUUGAAAGAAAGAAAAAAGUCUGAAUUUUGAAAAUAAAACAAGUCAGAAUUCUGAGAAAUCUGAGAAAUCUGGCUAAAUUCUGACUUAAAUCUCGAAAUUAUGUUGUUUUUUAGUUUUUGGCCCUAAUACUCUUUUGUAGAAAAGAAUAGGACUGUAAACAGUGUGGUAUUAUCAGACGAUGGAUUAAAAGCUUUGUGUUGAAUGACACAACGUUCAUGUUGCACUGAUGCCUGCACUGUAAAUGUGUAAAACAAUGUGAAAAAUAAGGUUAAAUCAAGAGUUAGUAUGUACUGUUAUGUUCUGCUAAAAAUGAUAUUAAUGAUUUUCUUUUGAAUUUGAAUCAUGUUACUGUAUUUUAAAAGACAGAACUCUUUGCCUUACCGCUUGACUGGAAAAUGAAUGUAUCUGAUUUAAAUAAGCUAAAAUUGCAAGCAUUGUGAUUUAUUUCUAGUUCAAUUCAAUCAUUUGGAGAACAUUUGUUAGUUUCUUCGAAUGAAAGUGUACGAUUUUGUUGAUUUUUACAUCAAUAAAGGCUUGUUUUGAAAAAAGGCUAAUACUGUAUAUAUUCUGGAAACUGUCUAUAAUGUACAUUCUAUUUUAACUUCUUUGUAGUCAUAUUGUUAAUAUAUUUCUUGGUAAUGCAUGUUUAUUAUUUUUUUAUCUUCAUCUUUACUGUCUUUGCUGCUGUGACAAUGUAAAUGUCCCCACUGCGGGACUAAUAAAAAACUGUCUUAUCUUAUCUUAA